AUGGCACCAGCAGAGGUUGGUGCGGUGGAGCACGCCUUCCACGAUGGGCGAGGGAGACGCAACGGCCUGGUGGGUUCAUCUCUGCUCUUCCUAUCACCAUCACAUCAUUUCCUAUGUCAAACCUGUCUGCGAGGCGUUGAUCUGCAAUUCCUGAGUUCUACUUGGAAGACUUUCCUCGCCACUUUCAUCUUCAAGCGCAAAGCGACCAUGUUCGAAACAACAUUUUCCUACGCUUCCGCGACCCCAAUCCCAUCAGCCCUCGUCGACGAGAUCGCCGGCCUCAACAUCCUCCACGACUUUGAGACGGUUGUUAAGCUUAGCCCGGACUGUCGUGGCUGUAAACCAGUUCAGCCGCCCAAUGGAAAGAAUGGCUACAUCAACGGCACGAAGGAGCCGAAGAUGCAGUACUUCGAGGUUGAAGACGAUCUCCCAUUCAUCCCGAAGAAGCUGUGGUCCGGGGGAGUGCGGUAUACUGCAGACUUCGUACCUGUUGAGGAUGGCUGCGACAUCACCAUCCACGCACCGGCCGGCUUCACAUCAACGAACCACUGGCGACUACUUCGCGAGACCGCACCCCUAAACGAGACGAUCCAUGAAGACGAGGCAGAUCGAGAUCAGCCUCCAUCACAGCUGGAAAGGACGGGAACAAGAGAUAUGCAUCAUACGGAAAGUCAAGGAGCAGGGUGGUAUGUGCAGAUCAUCAGCGAUGCGAAGUGUCCGCGGAUGUAUGCUGGGUUUGUGAAAGGGACACUGAGAAAUCAGCACUCGCAGCUGCAGCACGCGUUCAUUGAUCGAUUGGAGCAUCUGUCGAAGGAGAUGGCGCAGAAGACGAAUGGGGACGGACAGCAGCAGAGGUCAAGAAGGCCUACGUUGGGCAGGAGGCGGAGUACGAACUUCUGA
Messenger RNA from Saxophila tyrrhenica, 900 nucleotides. RefSeq lists its product as uncharacterized. The transcript has a single exon. The record is from RefSeq and is a predicted model, not a curated record. Bases 1 to 900 code for a protein of 299 amino acids. Lineage: Eukaryota; Fungi; Ascomycota; Dothideomycetes; Mycosphaerellales; Extremaceae.